Quercus lobata is the source of this 1116-nucleotide messenger RNA. RefSeq names its product zinc finger protein CONSTANS-LIKE 2-like. Gene Ontology annotation, biological process: regulation of flower development; regulation of photoperiodism, flowering. The coding region runs from base 1 to 1116 and encodes 371 amino acids. Gene Ontology annotation, molecular function: DNA-binding transcription factor activity; protein binding; zinc ion binding. Gene Ontology annotation, cellular component: nucleus. NCBI's taxonomy places the organism in Eukaryota, Viridiplantae, Streptophyta, Magnoliopsida, Fagales, Fagaceae. The record is from RefSeq and is a predicted model, not a curated record. The transcript is spliced from 2 exons.
AUGUUCAAUGUGGAUUCUGUUGGAGACGGGUAUCCUUGCAACUGGCCGCGUACUUGUGAUGCAUGUCAUGCAGCAGCCUGCAACCUCUACUGCCAUACUGACUCAGCUUACCUUUGCUUUAGCUGUGAUGAAUGUAUUCAUGCUGCGACUCCACAGGUUUUGCAACACCAUCGUGUGUUGGUUUGCUCUGAAUGUGAGAAUGCCCCAGCAGCUUUCACCUGUAAGGCUGAUGCAGCAUCACUCUGUAUCAGUUGUGAUGUUGAGAUACACUCUGCCAACGCAAUAGCCUGCGGCCACAACCGGGUUCCAGUAUCCCCUCUAACUGGUCUAGUCUACGCGUCAUCAAAUAUCUACUGCCACUGUGAGCUGCCACAGCUGCCAGCUCCAAUGUUUGAUGUAGGAAAUGACAUUGUUGCUUAUAAAACCAAUGGGGAAAUAAAUGAGGCUGAAGCAGAUUCUUUUCUGUUGCUUGAUCCUGAAAACACAAAGAAUCAGACUAACAGUGAAUUAAUGAAUAGUGUGGCAGUUGAGUAUUUGGAACCUGUUCAGUAUGAUUCAAGUACUAAGUUACAGUACCAAGAUGAGUACUCGCAGCAGCAAUCAUACAGUGCUCAUAAAGGGAAAAAUAUAAGUGAUAUCAUUGUGCCAGUUCCAUCAGUUGAAGUGCGAAAAAUACAAGAAGAAGAAGAACAUAAUAUUUCCUUCAAUGGAGAGUAUGAAGCCUCAAGAGCUGCUUUUAUCAACACUCCUUCAAGUAGUCAAAGCGUUGCCUUGUCCUUUAUGAGUGAUGGCAUUUCACUAAAGGAAACAACUAGCGAGUUCUCAUGUUCUUAUACCAGGUUUCAGAGUGGGACAACUGAACUAUUGCAGAACAAUUCACGUGUGAUGCCACUUCAAUUAACUCCAACGAACCGGGAAGCAAAGGUCCUUAAAUAUCGAGAGAAAAGGAAAGCAAGGAAAUUUGAGAAGAAAAUACGGUAUGCAUCUAGAAAGGCCUAUGCAGAGACCCGACCCCGAGUCAAAGGCAGGUUUGCGAGAAGAACAGAUAUAGAGCUGGAAGAGGAUCAGUUGAUCUCAAUAGAAGAAUAUGGCUAUGCCAUUGUUCCUUCAUGCUGA